AUGGGUCGUAAGAAGAAAGUCGAGCAGGAGGUAUACCACGUCGAGGUCAUCACCAAAGCUCGCGUCAGUGAGGAAGGAGACUGGGAAUAUCAUGUCAAAUGGGCAGGCUAUGACUCUGAUGCAGACACUUGGGAGCCAGCACCAAACUUGAGCAAAUGCGAACGGCUCUUGUGCAGCUUUUGGGACCAUAUUGGUAUCGACGACAAUGAUUAUUCCGUGGGAUACGAGAUUACGGCGAAUGAUGAUUGGAUAAAGAAAGAGAAAGAGUUCUUCGCGACGCAGUUCUCAGAAGAAGCAAAGGAUACAAAGAAACAACCUAUCAAGCAGGUGAGUUUACCCGAUGAUACUCAUUAUACUGUCUUACACAUUUUAUAUAAAAGACAGUGA
Molecule: messenger RNA, 387 nt
Organism: Suillus bovinus
Lineage: Eukaryota; Fungi; Basidiomycota; Agaricomycetes; Boletales; Suillaceae
Exons: 6
Coding region: 1-387 (128 amino acids)
Biological process (GO): negative regulation of transcription by RNA polymerase II; chromatin organization
Cellular component (GO): pericentric heterochromatin
Molecular function (GO): chromatin binding
Source: RefSeq, a predicted model, not a curated record